This is a messenger RNA of Suillus bovinus, 2494 nucleotides long. RefSeq lists its product as uncharacterized. Gene Ontology annotation, molecular function: protein binding. Gene Ontology annotation, biological process: mRNA splicing, via spliceosome; spliceosomal complex assembly. The transcript is spliced from 11 exons. The record is from RefSeq and is a predicted model, not a curated record. Gene Ontology annotation, cellular component: post-mRNA release spliceosomal complex; precatalytic spliceosome; U2-type catalytic step 2 spliceosome. Lineage: Eukaryota; Fungi; Basidiomycota; Agaricomycetes; Boletales; Suillaceae. Bases 128 to 2419 code for a protein of 763 amino acids.
AGCUCGCGUAACGGCUUCUUCGCUACUUACGUAACAGACAGGCUUGUUUGUCUUUGCUUGCCCGGCAGCAGCUCGUCCUAUAGUAUUCUUUGCUCACUGUCUCGAGAAAUUCAUUGCUGUCGCAAUUAUGCAAGACGGCAGAGCACCAAGGAUCAGGAAUCGGGCGCCUGCCGCUGUCCAGAUCACCGCAGAACAGCUUCUACGAGAGGCUCAAGAGCGUCAAGAGUCAACCUUCCGUGCUCCCAAACAACGCGUUGAGGAUUUUGAAGAACUCCACGAGUACCGCGGCCGCAAGCGCAAGGAGUUUGAAGAGCGAGUCAGGAGGACAAGAGGUAGCAUCAAAGAAUGGACUCAGUAUGCAAACUGGGAGGCUAGCCAAAAUGAAUUUGAUCGAUCUCGUUCUAUCUUCGAACGCGCUUUGGACGUGGACCCUCGAAGCGUUCAGCUAUGGCUCAGUUAUACUGAAAUGGAACUCAAGUCCCGAAAUGUCCAACACGCGCGCAAUCUAUUCGAUCGCGCCGUGACUCUAUUGCCUCGAGUAGAUCAGCUCUGGUACAAGUACGUUUACUUGGAGGAGCUUCUGCAAAACGUCCCCGGUGCCCGACAAGUCUUUGAGCGGUGGAUGCAAUGGGAACCGGAUGACAAGGCUUGGCAAGCAUACAUAAAGAUGGAGGAACGGUAUGACGAAUCGGAUAGGGCCAGUGUUAUAUACGAGCGAUGGAUAGCUGUCAGGCCGGAUCCGAGGGUAUGGGUGAAGUGGGCAAAGUUCGAAGAAGAGCGGGGGAAGUUGGAUAAGGCAAGAGAGGUAUUCCAGACUGCUCUUCAGUUCUUUGGGGACGAGGAAGAGCAGGUAGAAAAGGCUCAAGCAGUUUUCAAUGCUUUUGCUAAAAUGGAAACUCGGUUGAAAGAGUAUGAGCGUGCUCGAGUGAUAUACAAGUUCGCAUUAUCACGUCUUCCGCGAUCAAAAUCAGCGAAUUUGUAUGCAGCUUAUACCAAAUUUGAGAAACAGCACGGCACACGGUCCAUUGUAGAAUCUACUGUACUUGGUAAGCGAAGAAUCCAAUACGAAGACGAGGUUUCGCAGGACGGACGAAAUUAUGACGUCUGGUUCGACUACGUUCGGUUGGAAGAAGGUGCACUACGAACUUUGCGAGAAGAAGGGAGCACCAAGGAAGAGGAGGAUGCGGCCACGGAGCGCGUGCGAGACGUUUACGAGCGUGCUGUUGCAUAUGUACCACCUGGACAAGAAAAGCGUCAUUGGAGACGGUAUAUCUUCCUUUGGCUCGAGUAUGCUUUGUUCGAGGAGAUCGAAACCAAGGACUACGACCGUGCACGCCAAGUAUAUCGUACCGUUCUGAAUCUUGUACCGCACAAGCAGUUUACUUUCGCAAAACUGUGGAUCAUGGCUGCAAGGUUUGAGAUCAGACAGUUGAAUUUGAUCGCAGCGCGCAAAAUGCUCGGGACCGCCAUUGGCAUGUGCCCGAAGGAGUCCUUAUUCAAGGGCUAUAUUCAACUCGAGAUGGAUCUGCGAGAAUUUGACCGCGUGCGGACAUUGUAUGAAAAGUAUCUAGAGGUAUGCUGUGAAGGUCUCAUUAUUUUCUCUGUAGUGAUGCAACAUCUCCUGCAGUACGAUCCGACCAACUCAGCAGCGUGGAUUAAAUACGCCGAGCUUGAGACGGCUCUUGAAGACUUCACCCGUGCGGAGGCGAUCUUUGAACUCGGAGUGUCUCAAGCAUCACUAUCGAUGCCCGAAAUCCUUUGGAAGGCAUAUAUCGACUUCGAAGUCGAUGAGCAGGGUGAUCGGGAGAAGACUAGGUCACUUUACGAGCGCCUGGUGGUUCUCAGCGGACACCACAAGGUGUGGAUAUCCUAUGCCGAGUUCGAGGGGUCUAGUAUUCCAUUGCCCAGAGCUAUGCGAGAAGAAGAGGAAGACGAGGAUGCUGAACCUCGUGUUGUUGCUGGUGAUCCCGAACUAGCACGACAAGUCUUUGAACGCGGUUACAAAGACUUGAAGGUCAAGGGCCUAAAAGCCGAGAGGGCUGCUUUACUUGAGUCGUGGAAAGCAUUCGAACAAGAACACGGCAGCGAGAGCGAUAUAGCAAAGGUAGAAGCGAUGAUGCCUAUUAUCGGCAGGAAGCAACACGUCGACAAGGAGACGGGCCAGGUAGUAGAAGAUUGGGAACUUGUAUUCGCCGACGACGAACGAGAAGCCAAUCCAAGAUCUUUCAAAUUCUUGCAGAUGGCUCAUGCCUGGAAACAGGCACAGGUCAAGAAAUCUGGAGGUCCUGGUAUUCUUUCUGGUUUCACUUCUGCGACCUCCAGUGCGCCUGAAUCUGCUCAGAAUGCCGAUGUACAAAUGGAGGACCGUAGGGAGCAGGACGAUUCACAUAGCGAUGUCGCUAGCUCUGACGGCGAAUGAUGGUUGACCAGGUGCCUGCUGGAACCUUCAUGUAUUCUGUAAUUUCUGAAUGCAUAAUUUGCUUGUUGAGACUCA